GAAAACCACUUGUGGACGUAUUUUGCGCUCCUGGACCUCAUUCAUUUCGCCCAAAGCGACUUUUUUUGUGUUUUGUUGCGAAGCUUCAGCCAACUGUCACAAGAGGAGGCGAGGGGGCACCGUGUAUGCGCUUCGCCGCUGUGUGUGAACGUCCACGCGGAGCAAAGGGCAAAGUGCAAAGUGCAAGGUCCCCCGCGAGUCCAGAUAUGAGCCGCGACCGGCUCGAACCGACCACUGCCUUCGUUUGACUUCGAGCUGCCUUUCCUGCGUCUUUUGUUCUGUUUUGAACGACCAGGUUUAACUUUUUGAUUUGAUUUAUUUAUUAUUAUUAUUAUUAUUUUUUGCACCGAAGAUGUCUUGCCUCUUCCUGAAGUUUGUACGAAGAAAGGGGGGUGUCAGCGCCAGUCUGGGUUUACGGUCCCUGGCCUCCAUCCCCUCGCUGCCCCCUGAUGUGGCAGAGUUUGUGAAGGGCGCGGCGGACGAGUGCCAGCCCAGCGGCGUGCGCGUCGUGACGGGCACGUCAGAGGAGAUGGCCGAUAUCCUGGCAGGCCUGGAGAAGGAAGGGAUGGUCAAGAAGCUCCCCAAAUAUGAAAACUGCUGGCUGGCACGCACGGACCCAAAAGACGUGGCCCGAGUGGAGAGCAAGACGGUAAUCGUGACCAAGAGCCAGAGGGACACCAUCCCCGUCCCUGCCGAAGGAGUCAAGAGCCAACUGGGCAGCUGGAUGAGCCAGUCUGACUGGCAGAAAGCAAGACGGGAGCGUUUCCCGGGAUGCAUGGCAGGUCGCACCAUGUAUGUUAUUCCUUUCAGUAUGGGUCCAGUGGGUUCCGGUCUUGCAAAAUAUGGCGUUCAGGUGACUGACUCGCCGUACGUCGUGGCCAGCAUGGGCAUCAUGACCCGUAUGGGCACGCCUGUUCUGAAUAAGCUGGCCGAGGGAGUUGACUUUGUCCGUUGUCAGCACUCUUUAGGGCGGCCUUUUCCACUGAAAGCGCCGCUGGUCAACGCGUGGCCCUGCAACCCAGACAAGGUGUUAAUCUCCCACUUGCCAGACACCAGGCAAAUCUUGUCGUACGGCAGCGGCUAUGGAGGAAACUCCCUCCUGGGGAAGAAGUGCUUUGCCCUGCGCAUCGCCUCGCGCAUCGCCAAGGAUGAAGGAUGGCUGGCGGAGCACAUGCUGAUCCUGGGCAUCACCAACCCUCAGGGAGCGAAGCGUUACGUGGCGGCAGCGUUCCCGAGUGCCUGCGGUAAAACCAACUUGGCAAUGAUGAAACCCUCUCUGCCAGGCUGGAAGGUGGAGUGUGUGGGCGACGACAUCGCGUGGAUGAAGUUCGACGUCCAAGGGAAGCUGAGAGCCAUCAAUCCCGAGAAUGGCUUCUUCGGCGUCGCUCCGGGGACCUCCGACAAGACCAACCCUUAUGCGAUGAGCACCAUCGCCAAAAACACCGUGUUUACCAACGUUGGCGAGACCAGCGACGGAGGGGUAUGGUGGGAGGGUCUCGAUCCCCCCGCGGCUGGCGUCACGUUGACGGACUGGCACGGCGAAACCUGGAAGCGAGGAAGCGGCACGCCUUGCGCUCACGCCAACUCGCGCUUCUGUGCACCGGCGGCUCAGUGCCCCAUCAUUGACCCUCAGUGGGAGAGCGAAGAGGGCGUUCCUAUCGACGCCAUCAUCUUCGGCGGUCGGAGGCCGCAAGGAGUUCCUCUCGUCUACGAGUCUUUCAACUGGCAACACGGCGUGUUUGUUGGGGCUGCAAUGAGGUCUGAGGCCACAGCAGCUGCUGAGCAUAAAGGAAAGGUGAUCAUGCACGACCCCUUCGCCAUGCGUCCGUUCUUUGGCUACAACUUCGGCGACUAUCUCGCUCACUGGUUAAGCAUGGAGACCCGGAAGGCGCCAACUCACCUGCCCAAGAUCUUCCAUGUCAACUGGUUCCGGAAGGACCCCACCAGCGGUGCCUUCCUCUGGCCGGGAUUCGGCGAAAACGCCCGCGUGCUCGAGUGGAUCUUCAAGCGCUGCGGCCGGGAGCGUGACAACGAGGCGGCCAAAAAGAGCGUCAUCGGCUGGUUGCCGGAAGACGGUGCCAUCGACACCCGGGGGCUGGGCGGCAGCGUGGACAUGGGCGCCCUGUUCGACGUGCCCGAGCACUUCUGGCAGAAUGAGACCAAGGAGCUUAGAGUGUACUUCAGCCAGCAGGUAGGGGCUGACCUCCCUGCAGAGGUGGAGGCUGAGCUGAAGGCUCUGGAGGUCAGGGUUCAUGCCUAAUAAUGUCUGCGGGGCGGGGCGGGUGCAAUCGGAGCCAGCGGCUGAAUUAGCACACUUUUUUUGUUUCGCUACUUUGAAACUGACAUUUAAGAAUAGGAAAUACUGUCGUCGGGCCACAGGCGUUAGGACAGCUGCCUCCCUUGUCCGUGCUUAAUUUUGAUGGCGUUAGUAAUGUCACCGCAGUUCAUCGUUGUGGUUGCGCCUUGUCAACGAGAUUUGGACCGCCCGCUCAUCGAGGUGGCGCAUCCGCAAAUGUGGAAUUACUGAAAGUGAAUGACAGGCACCAAAACACGACUCCUCCAUUUUCUACUAUGCUUAUUAUUAGGAUCGCUGCAUUUGCUAAGAGGUGAGGUGUGACUGUGAAAUCCAUGUAAAUCACCUCAUCAUAUUGUUACAUAUAGACAGACGGGUUUGCAUUCGCACUUGCAUUUGACUGCUCACAGAAAGUUUCUGGGUUUUGAGUGGCCACAGGGAACCCAGGUCCUGACCUCUUCUUAUAAAAUAAAAAAAGACCUUGGUUAAUGUAGCAUUCAACACAAAAUUGUUCGGACACGAAUGUUGCUGUGCAGAAUUUACUCGGGGGCGGCACGGUGGCCAAAUGGCUAGCACCUCUGCCUCACAGUUCCGAGGACCGGGGUUCAACGCCCGGCCCCCGCCUGUGCGGAGUUCGCACGUUCUCCCCGUGCCUGCGUGGCUUUUCUCCGGGCGCUCCGGUUUCCCCCCACGUGCCAAAAAACACGCACGGUAGGUUGAUCGAGGACUCUAAAUUGCCCGUAGGUGCGAAUGGCUGGUUGUUUGUAGGUGCCCUGCGAUUGGCUGGCGACCGGCUCAGGGUGGACCCCGCCUCUCGCCCGAAGAUGGCUGGGAUUGGCUCCGGCGCGCCCGCCACCCGCGUGAGGAGAAGCGGAACGGAAGAUGAAUGAAUGAAUAAUUUACUCAACAUGUAAACAAAAAAACGUUUUUUUUUUUUUUUUUUUUAGAAAAACAGAAAUUUUUAAAUGAUCUGGGUCAUUCGAAGGACUAUUACAAUUGCAUCAGCUCUACCGCAAAAAAAUAAAACGACUAAUUUACGUAAUUGUCAAUUCUGUGACAGGUCUGGUUUAGUGAUACUUCAACUUUAAAUAUUGUUUGCGCUAUCAAAUUAAGAGUUUUAAAGGAUACCUUUUUGUUUUAUCGUGUUUCUGUGCCUCCCAUUCCAAAUGUCACCCCAUGACCGUCUUUUAUUAUUUCAAAAUGUCCUGCAGAAGACCUCAGCUCUGCUGGCAAUUGUUACGUAGCACAGAGGAAACAAAUUAGUCCAUACAAAUCACUCAACAAAUUGUCAAGUGGGCUCUGAAUAUGUAGAAAACCCUCUUCUGUACCUUUGUGCUACUCUUCCGGUCUCUGAAUCUCUGCCGUAAGCCGCUGACGACGACGCCCUGUGACACGAAGCUCAGUGACCGCUUUACUCUGAAACCCUUUUUUUUUUUGCUUGCUUCUGCCAUUAAUUUCCUUGCUAUAAAACAACUAAUUGUGCAAAAAGAACUGAACCAUCGAACAGUCGGACAUGCGCAUUUCAAGUGGAGAGACGGUCCAAUUAAUUUCAGGUUGUCAUGAACUUAAAAGUUCAUCCCAAAGAAAAAUGGCACCCUAAAGCCCAAUAUCCCUAACCUUUCGGGAGUCGUGUAUAUUUUUAACAAGUUGAAUUUGAAGUCUAAGUGGCCAGCAAAUAUUUGAGUAUACAGCUAUACUGAACUCGAUUCAUUAAAAAGAAGUGUUCAAAACAAGUUCGUAUUUCGACCCGCCAGGAACCAAAUGUUCAGAGUAUGCUAUGAAAUGACGACGACAAAAGACAUCGGCUUGUGUUUGUGUGAAACCCCAAGCGGAGGCUCGCGCCCACCCUCCUCCGCGGAGGGACGUCCCUUCAGGCGCAUAGAAGAGGAAAAGCGAAUAAUCCAACUAUGCGAUACCUCCCUCGUGUUCUCGAUAUUGCUUCUGCUGUCGGUGCUGCGACGGAGGCGAUAUUGCUCCCGCCGCAUUAAGCGGCAAGAGCGAGAUCAAUCACUACGACACGCAAAUGUUGACAAGUUGCAACCCAAACACCUUUGUACUUUUUUUAAACAAAGACAAAAACACACCCUCUGUUUUAUACGCGCAGGGUCACAUUGGGCCAACCCCGAAAGAUAAGAAGUAUCAAUAAAAUUUGAUCCGCUCUUGGAAAAAGUUCCAACUUCUGGUAUCUGCUCUUUUACACACACAAUCGCUAUGCAUCAUUCAUUCUUAAUGGUUUUAUUUGUAUAAUUCCAGGUGACUUGAAUUUUAAAAUGAUGGACCAAUAAGUAUAACUGUGAUCUACUCUUUUCCAGGUAUUUUAUAAAGUUCUGUGCAACUUUUUUUUUUUUUUUUACAUACUACAGUGCAAUGAAUUUAUGUCUCAAAGUGCCUAUUAUUGAUUUCUCUGAAGAAAUAUAUACAAUGAAAUGGGUCAC
This is a messenger RNA of Phycodurus eques (leafy seadragon), 4728 nucleotides long. RefSeq names its product phosphoenolpyruvate carboxykinase 2 (mitochondrial) (gene pck2). Gene Ontology annotation, biological process: hepatocyte differentiation; cellular response to glucose stimulus; response to starvation. NCBI's taxonomy places the organism in Eukaryota, Metazoa, Chordata, Actinopteri, Syngnathiformes, Syngnathidae. The record is from RefSeq and is a predicted model, not a curated record. Gene Ontology annotation, cellular component: mitochondrion; cytosol. Bases 353 to 2260 code for a protein of 635 amino acids. The transcript has 11 exons. Gene Ontology annotation, molecular function: GTP binding; manganese ion binding; phosphoenolpyruvate carboxykinase (GTP) activity.